Molecule: messenger RNA, 3504 nt
Organism: Patella vulgata (common limpet)
Lineage: Eukaryota; Metazoa; Mollusca; Gastropoda; Patellidae
Product: tubulin polyglutamylase complex subunit 1
Exons: 9
Coding region: 42-821 (259 amino acids)
Biological process (GO): protein polyglutamylation
Molecular function (GO): microtubule binding
Source: RefSeq, a predicted model, not a curated record
UUUGUAUUGCCGCUGUAGCCAAUCAAAAUCAAGUGUUGUUCAUGUCAACAAUCAUGGCGGAGAAAAGAAAGGUUGUUGGCGAUGAAAAGCUCCAAGAAACAGAUAAACAGUUUCUAGAGAAAAGUAAUGUUAAAGAUAUGAUUAAGGAAGCAUUGGGUAAGGUUAUAGCCAACAGACCUGAAGAUCCAAUGAAAUUUUUGGCAGAAUAUUUUGAAUCGUAUGAAGAGCAAUGUGGUUUAGCACAGAAGGCAUUACAAGUUAUACAGAUGACCCAUCAUAGUCGACCAAUAUUUGACCUUAACGUUCAUCAGGCUUUUAAGAUUCUGAGUAAACAUAAAGUUACCAAAAAAGCACGGGGAGUAAAUGGAGGUAUUUAUACAGAUCUACUUCAUGCAUUAUGUAGGGAAAUUCAACCAGCUAUAACAAGUCAGCUAAUGUGUAAAAUAGAAUGUUGUCAUUAUGAAGCUGUGCCGUAUGAUGUGUUUAGAUCUAAUGUAUAUACAUGCUGUGUUUUACAAGAUUACAGUAAACUAGCAGAGAAGUUAUUUAAGACUUUAGAUGUUAAUAAUACAGGUAGAGCUGAGAAAGUUAUUUGUGAUGUUGUUUUAGAUCAACUAAAAUCAGUUUUAUCAUCAAGUUCAGCAACAAACUCCAUCAGAAUAAUUGAUGCAGGAAAAAAACUAGGACCAGAGGCAUUAUAUCAAGCUUUUGAAAAGGUUUCUAAUCGUGGGCGUGGUAAGGGUCAAACCUUUCAGACAUCAGAACAAUUUGUAGCUGAAGCUUGUGAAGCUUUUCUAAUGAAGGUGAAGAAGUUAAGAUAGCCUGUAUUAAAGGGGUAAUGAUAAUGGCAACUGGUUAGAAUAAUACAGAAAUAAAAUCUGCUCCUUUCAUAGUUUCAUUAUUGCAUGAGACAAAGUAUUCUCACUGUUCUAGAACACCUGUUACCACUUUUGUAUUUUUGUAUAGUACAUGUACAUUUGACAGAUAGAAAGAGGUUAUCAGUAUAUUCAGUUAGAAAUCAUACUGUUUUGGCAUCAUCAUUUGGAUGGUUGGAAUGAUGAGAGAAAAUAUACAAAUUAAGAUUGUAGAGAAGUUUCUACACUAUAUUAGUAUAAUAUCUUAUCUUCAAUUGUUGUACAUUAGUUUUUAAUUCUCAUACAUUAACACUACAAUUUAACUUCCACAUUGUCUUUGUAUACAUAUACAUAUGGCAAAUUAUCAUUGUAUUAUCUUUUGUGUUCCAAUCAUUGUUAAUUUAAAUCAUGUAAAGUAAAUUAUCUUGUGUCAAAGGAUAAAAUUAAUUAAUCAAUGUGAGUUGAUAUUGUUCUCAUCCAUAUAAAUCUAUAAUAUUUUGAUAUAUCAUAGAAGGAAUUGAUUGUGGAAUAUGUACAUAUUAUAUUGUUGGUAAUAUAGAUAUAUUUUAUAAUUCUCAAUAUACAUUUGUUACGAUUAAACUAUACAGUAUUAUUUUUCCUGAUAUUUUCUAUAAAAUUCUUAUUGUGGUUUGUUGGUUUAAAACUGACAAUGAUGUUAAGAUGAAUUGUUACUUUUAUCAACAAAUUUAAAUCUAAUAGAUUUUAUUACAUGUAUAGGUCUACAUAUUAAAGGGGCAUUAGGUAAGAUUAAAUAAAGAGCUGGCAGUUCUUGCUAUAAUAGUUAAAAAAAUAGAUAAUGAAAACAAAAUAUGCUGAAAAUUUCAGUCAGAUUGCUUCACUCUGAACCAAGAUCUUAGCCAUUGUAUUUUAGGCUAGUCUCGGUCGUCAUUACUGAGGUUGGUAGUUAAAUUAUCCAUCAUAAAAUGUAUUUAAAUCCAGUAAAUAUCGCAGGCUAACGAUGGCAUCGAGAGUUGAUUAUGGUCUGGAUAAGUUAAUUAAUGUCCAAUUAAUGAUUUAGAUAACAUUUCAGGUCCAAAGAAAGAUCUGUAAUAGGCAGUUUCAGCUCUUGCAUAAUGUAUGUUUAAUGUGACUGAAUAUUGACAUCGCCCUUGUGGUAAACAUAUUACUUAUCAAUUUUGAGAUUAUUCUAAAAAGAAAUUCUUUAGUUGUUGCCCCUGACUGGUUAUUGACCAAAAUAUAUCAUGUAGUUAACUAACUCACCCUUUUUUCAUAAUGGGAUAAAGCAGAUUCAAAUAGAUUUUGAUUUUGUUCAUGGGGUUAUUUCCAGAGUUACUGCCCCAGAAAUAUGUACACUCAUUGAUAAAAAAAACCCCAAACUAUUGACAUGCUUGUACUAAUUCUUCAGCGUUCGGGUUUUGACAGUUUUUCAACAACUAUUCUUGAAUAAGGAGUAUUCUAGUAAAGAUGGUUCCAAAAGUAUAUUCACAGUUAUUGUCUCUGACAUUAUUAUAAUUGGAAAAUCAAAUUACCAUACUUGUACCCAAUCUUGGGAGUACAGAUCUCCAUCUCCAAAAUUGUAAAAAAAAUGGUCAAUAGAGUUAAGAUGGUCCAUAAACCUUUUUAGCUAUUGUCCAGAAUUAUUGACCUGGUCUGUCCACCGAACUUUUUGAAAUGGAUGAUCAAAUUUGAGAAUUUUCAAACUUUUGGACUUAUUCAAGGGUUGAUUAACAUGAACUCUAUCUAGUCCCAAAGCCGUAUAUAGAUAAAGUUGCGACAACUGUGAAGCCAGAAAUUUCAUAUGACGUCAUGAAAACAUGACGUCAAGUGUACAAAGACUCCAUCUUGGGUCCCAAAAUGUUUGUACCUACUCACUAUCUUAUUUAUGUCCUGUAUCAUACUGUUGUGUCGAAGUUGGCUGUCCCCGACAGGGAUGUAGUUAGAUAUGCCAUAGAAUUCCGCAAAAAUGAGAUAAAACGUACUUUUCUUUAAACGAAAAGUAUAGCUGCCAUUAAGAAUUCUCGAAAUUAUAUUUUUGAGAUUAUCGCUGCCCUUUUAUUGCCAAAUUAAUGUUGUUGUUUUUUUUAUUAUUAUUAUUUUAUUUAAAUGGUAUUAUAUUACCACAUUGGCAGUCAUUUUGAAAGAAAUGCCCGCCAUCAAAUUAAAAAUACAUUUUUUAAUUGAUUUUUGUCAAAUUCGAUUUUUCGACACAUUUCGCUUGUAUAACCACUCUGUGUUUGAGGAAUUUAAAAAGAAAUUAUUUAUCCUCCCACCACUGAAAGACACUGAUUACGAGAUCUCGCUCUCCGAUAAUUCCUGAAGAACGUCAAACUGAAUUCUGUUAAUCAUGUUAUUUUGAGUAUGAUUUUGUCUGACAUAUUUAUCACUGAAUCACACUGCAUUGGUUUCUUUUGCAAUUAGUUUAGGAUAAAUUAUAGCCCGUAAAAUGUUAUACCAAGAAAAAAAUAAAACGUUUUGUUAAGUAAAGCUAUAUGACGCCAUGACGUCAUAGUUUUUAUGGCGCCUGUAAAUGAGUUGUCGUAACUUCCCCUAUACAGGGCUUUGUCUAGUCCUAUCGUUCAUCAAUUAUUCACAUUUUUCUUGCACCUGCCUGUAAACCAUAUAAUUGUAACAUAGAUCAGAAUUUAAAAUAAAUGGUAAUGAGAAUGAG